AUGAACAAUUUCAACCCUGUAGUUAUACCUCUGAAAACCAACAUCAAACUGAAGAAGGAAUCAAAUGAUGAACUGGUAGAUAACACAUUAUACAAGCAGACCACUGGCUCUUUAAGAUAUCUUUUCAAUACAAGAUUAUAUGUUUGUCAUAAUGUGAUAUUAGUUAACAUAUUUAUAGAUGAACUAACGAUAUACCAUCUACUUAGAGAAAAGAGAAUAUUGAGAUACAUUAUAGGAACACCAGACCAUGGGAUACUCAUGCCACAUGACCAAAAUACUAUAAGGGAGGCCAAAAUAUAUGGUUAUUCUUACUCAGAUUGGAUGGGUGAUCAAGAUGAUAGAAAAAGCAUAUCAAGUUAUUUGUUUAUGCUUGGAGCAUCACCAAUUUCAUUGAGUUCAAACAAGCAAGGAAUUGCGGCUUUAUCUUCAUGUGAGAUAGUGUAUGUUGCAGCUUCUUAUGGUCUCAACCAAACAUUGUGGUUCGAGAUGCUACUUGAAGAGUUAAAUGUAAGUAACAUUGUGAAAAUCAAGUUGCUAGUGGACAAUCAGUCAACAAUUGAUUUGACAUACCGUCCUAUGAGCCAUGAUAGGAGCAAGCACAUAUAA
Messenger RNA from Lathyrus oleraceus (garden pea), 606 nucleotides. Its product is annotated as secreted RxLR effector protein 161-like. Bases 1 to 606 code for a protein of 201 amino acids. The transcript has a single exon. The record is from RefSeq and is a predicted model, not a curated record. NCBI's taxonomy places the organism in Eukaryota, Viridiplantae, Streptophyta, Magnoliopsida, Fabales, Fabaceae.